AGUUCACGAAAGUGGCGUUUCGGACCGCGAUCGGAUUCGUUGUUAUGGGAUUCGUUGGGUUCUUCGUCAAGCUCAUCUUCAUCCCCAUCAACAACAUCAUCGUCGGAUCUGGUUGAGUGUUGGUUGAAGAAACAAAAGGAUGUCCUAUUUCCUGCUUUACAAGAGAUUGGGGAAAAUGUUAUCUUGGACUUCUGGGCUUACUUUGGGAAAAGGAGAGGCUGCCUCGGACUGGCUCUACAUCUACCCUCCUGGACUAAAAGAACUCCUUCGAUACAUCAAGAACAAAUACGAUAACCCAGUUGUUUACAUUACAGAGAAUGGUGUUGAUGAGACCAACGAUGCAUCACUAGUAUUACAGAAUGCCUUGAAUGAUGACGUAAGAAUUGACUACCACAGACAACAUCUACAUGCAGUACAUAAGGCUAUCAGGGAAGGGGUGAAUGUGAAAGGAUACUUCGUGUGGUCACUGUUCGAUAACUUUGAAUGGUCAUUUGGAUACACACUUAGGUUUGGCUUAUAUUAUGUGGAUUACAAGAACCUAGAGAGAUAUCCCAAGAGCUCAGCUCUUUGGUUUCAGAGGUUUCUCAGACCAUGAAUAUGUAUAAUAACUAUAUCGAGUUGAACCCAAAUUCUGAAACCGAAUAGGAUAGCUAAAUUUCUGUCUUAAAUUGGAAGCUUUAUUUCCAAUAUCAUUUAUAUUCUGGAAAUAUCUAAUUUGCCUAACUGAACUUUUCUUUCUAGCACUUGUACAAGGGAUUUAUCCUUACUGAUUACAACUUCGGACAUGUAGCAGUGUACUAUGAAAUUUUAUGCUGAAUUUUCUUUUUUAUGCUGUAAAAAAAAUAGCCUUCUUAAUGAACUUUUUGCUAUAAAUGUUUGUAACACAUUAUCACUUUCUUUGUCCUGUGAUUCGGUAUAUACAUGUAAAUGUUUCUCUGCUUCUAUCAUUGGUUUAUCUCUAGCUAUUAUAUGUUCGUAACUAUUAUAUGCAUCUGACUUGAAGUUUCUAACA
Asparagus officinalis (garden asparagus) is the source of this 1012-nucleotide messenger RNA. RefSeq names its product beta-glucosidase 10-like. Gene Ontology annotation, biological process: carbohydrate metabolic process. Bases 140 to 595 code for a protein of 151 amino acids. Lineage: Eukaryota; Viridiplantae; Streptophyta; Magnoliopsida; Asparagales; Asparagaceae. The transcript has 5 exons. Gene Ontology annotation, molecular function: beta-glucosidase activity. The record is from RefSeq and is a predicted model, not a curated record.